Rhincodon typus (whale shark) is the source of this 4976-nucleotide messenger RNA. RefSeq names its product follistatin-like 1b (gene fstl1b). The record is from RefSeq and is a predicted model, not a curated record. Bases 358 to 1308 code for a protein of 316 amino acids. NCBI's taxonomy places the organism in Eukaryota, Metazoa, Chordata, Chondrichthyes, Orectolobiformes, Rhincodontidae. Gene Ontology annotation, molecular function: protein binding. The transcript is spliced from 11 exons. Gene Ontology annotation, biological process: multicellular organism development; regulation of BMP signaling pathway; cell differentiation.
UCUCACCUACCCCCCUGCCGACUCCCUCAAAGAAAAGCCCAAAUCGGCUCAAAUUCGCCACAUCUGAGAGUGAGAGACAUGAUCUGCUGGAAGCUGUGAGGUUUGACCUUACAGCUUAUGGACGGUGUUAGUAAAGCUUGUUGUAAAUCUGAUGUUUUAGUGUUUGUUCCAAGCCACGUCACAGGGGUGUGAGACAGCUUUAAAUCCCGGAGUCCUGAUCAAAUUUCCUUCAAAUCCUAUCCCUCCCCCGGGUCCCUUGUGUGGAUCAAAUCCUUGUCGGUCUCUCUCAUUCUCUCUCUCGCUCUCUUUCAAAUACGUACACACACACAGCUAUUUCAACUCGAUCAUCGCAGCAAGAUGGUAUUCAAAAGUAUUCCGUUUUUUGUCCUUCUAGCCAUCGCCUUGAUAAAUGCUGAAGAAAUGAGUAGCAAGUCCAAGAUUUGUGCCAAUGUGUUUUGCGGUGCUGGAAGGGAGUGUGCGGUGACGGAGAAGGGUGAACCCACGUGCCUGUGCAUUGCAGAAUGCAAGCAUCACAAGAGAGUGGUUUGUGGAAGCAAUGGAAAGACUUAUCGUAACCACUGUGAGCUUCAUCGUGAUGCGUGCCUCACUGGUAUGAAGAUUCAGGUCGCUCACGAUGGCCAUUGUGAAGAAAAGAAGAAUGAAAAAACAGCAGCCAGUAGUCCAGUUGUCUGCUACCAGACAGACCGUGAUGAGCUUCGGCGCCGUGUCAUGGAAUGGCUGGAGACUGAAGUCGUUCCUGAUGGGUGGUUCUCGAAGGGCAUCAACUAUACAAAUAUUCUCAACAAAUACUUCACGAGUUAUGAUGAUGGUGACUCCUACCUAGAUUCUAAUGAGUUCCUGAAAUUCGUAGAACACAAUGAGACUGUUAUCAACAUUACCUCGUACACUGAACAGGAGGACACCAGACUUCUUCGAGGCCUCUGUGUAGAUGCACUGAUUGAGCUGUCUGAUGAGAAUGCUGACUGGAAACUCAGCUUCAAUGAGUUUUUGAACUGCUUGAAUCCUGGUUUUGUCCCACCUGAGAAAAAAUGUGCUUUGGAAGAUGAGACUUAUGAGGAUGGAGCUGAGACUACAGUGGAGUGUAACCGAUGCGUCUGUGCUUGCGGCAACUGGGUGUGUACUGCCAUGACCUGUGACGAUAAAAAUAAGGACAUUCCUGAGGAGCAGCCACAAACAACUGCCGAUGAUGAGAUGACUGAGGAGGAGUGGACAAAAUACGUUCACGAGCUCAACAAGCAUCAGGAGACUGCUGAGAAGGCUGAGAAAGUGAACAUAAAGGAGACCUAAAAAUAUAUGGUGUGGAGAGGAACUAAGUUGAUCUUUAUUUUCUAACCUGUUUCUCUCCAUUCAGCCAACCAGUAAACAUUCGGAACUUCAACAAUCACUACUAAAUAUAUAUAUACAUUAUAAACAGUAUUUUUUGGGCUUUGUGUUGGGGACAAAGGCAGUCCUUGGUUUUAUUCAAACAGACUUCUCAUAAUGUACUGUAUUGUUAAACAAGAGUUUAGUAAAAGAGCUAGCCGUGAAUGGUAAACUGUUGGUUCGAUUGUAACAGCUGCAUAGUCCUGUGAUGGAAGAUGGUGGAAAUCAUAUCCUGCUCCUUUUUAGUUAACCCAUGUUCCUCUGUAUUACAGACAGAACCACGGGUGGAGCUUCAUUGGACUGCACCACCUAGACCAGAAUUCUAGAGAUUAAAGCUUCCCAGUAAGUCCUAAAAUUCUGGGUGCAACUUUGAAUAGAGUGAUGGCAUAAAAAUUACUGAAAAAAUUGAAUUUUCAUUAACUCACAUAGAAUUGUGACCUUUGAACUGGCAGAGUUCAGUGAUGUGGGUCCAUAGUUGCUGUUUUGUUUCUUAAUGCUCAUUGAUAACCAAAGCUUUCAAUUUACCUAGAAUUCUGGUGCCAAAACAACUUUGAUAGAAAUAAGUUAAUACAAGAACACUUUGAAAAUUUAAAGUCAUUUCUUUUCUUGUAAAUAAAUAUCUAAAAUAUUAAUUAGUGAUUACAUUGUCCUUAAUACUCAUUUAUAAAGUGAUUCAAAAAAUCUGUUUGGCUGUUGCUGUGUCACACUUUGGAUCUCUUCAGUUUAGAUACUCAAGUCUUAUUGAUUUUGGGUACCUAAGUUACUAAAAUAUAGUGGGAUAGGAAUUCCAUCGACCUAACAAUUGCACCACUACAAUUAAAGGAAAACACCAUGAAUGCUGGAAAUCAGAAAUGAAAACAGAAGGUGCUGGAGAAACUCCACAGGUCUGGCAGUAUCGGUAAAGAGAGAAACAGAAUUAACAUUUCUAGUCCAAGAUGAUUUCUUUGGACCACUGGACUCACUUUUAAACUCUGUUUCUCACUCCACAGAUGCUGCUCAACCUGCUGAGUUUCUCCAGCAUUUUGUUUUAUUUCUUACUGAACCACCACCUCAGACACAUUUCUUCGGUUCAGUCUUACUUUGGGGAGUUUCUGUCUGUGCUUAGGACACAUUGAAAAGGAAGUGUGGAAAAGCCUGCGAUUGGCAGGUUCUUCUCCUAUCGCAGCAGCUUAUACAGACCAUCUCCAUUUAAUACCAGGGAGAAAAAAACUGUUGCCUUCUGCUAGCUCUGGCACAAGGUGGUACCGAUCAGUCGCCCAUUUGAUGGGUAUCUCUUAAUCUCUUAAGCCUGCCAGAGCAAAGCUGGAUUGCAGUAACAUUUUGGCAUUAAGAAUUGGGAUUGCCCUACCAAUAAUGAUAUAAAAUAUAAUGUAUGAGGCCACUUUUUCACUCCUGUUCUUUUUUGGUUUCCCAACCACAUCUUUGAAAUAAGUUCUAACCAACCUGUUCCAACAUGUUCUUACAAACCACUGGAACAGGUGACACUUGAACGGGGGCUCUUGGCUCAGAGGUACAGACACUACCACUGUGCAACAAGAGCCCUUCAAUCACAUAAUUUAGGCCAUGCAGUUUAAUAUCCAGCAAUGUAACAUUGGAAGAUCACUAUGAGGGUUGACAGGGAUAGCAGCCCAAUGGCCCCUGCUGAUUUUUUCCAUACGCUACUUGUCUGGUCUAUGAUAGAAGAUAUAAUUAGAUUUCUCCCCAUGAUCUGUAGGUAAUGUAGAGGAUUAUGGAAAACUUACCUGUAGCCAUCUUCCGCAAAGGUUUACAAGCACUCUAUUGACAUUUCACAAUGGUGCUACAUUCUUUCUUUCCUUUAUAUUAUAUUAUAUUAUAUAUAAAUAUACUGUAUACACUUUAUGUAUUAUUUGCAGGUUUUUUUUGUAACCUCUGGAGUGUCCAAAAGUUUAUUUAAACUCUUGUAUAUUUCAAAGAACAUCCACAAUGUUGAACAUAUAAAAAAAGUGCCUAAGGACAGAUUGGAAAUUGGUGGUGUUAGUCUACAAUCAGCAUGUUAGGUUGUCAAAUUGCCAUUGUUCCAAUAAAAAGGAGGAAACUGCCUUUUACCAGUAUGCUGUAGAAUGCUGAGAUCCACUUGAAAUACUUGUGAAAAAAUCUGAAAAAGGAAAACUGUACGCCAGGCAGAGUUGUUGUUCUAGAAAUGCUUCCUCUGCAUUUGCAAGAGUCUAUUCAACACUGUAGCAUGAUACUGUAAAUUGAUUAUUACAAUAGUAAAUAAUCUCAAGUAUUCACAACACCAUUGCUGGGAAACAGUGACAUUCUCAAUACCAUAUGAAUCAGCAUCAUUCCAGGUCUAAAUUGAGGAUCAUUUCAACAACAAAAAAAAAUUAUUCUUACUGAGAUUCUGUUCUAUUAUCAAGAGUUAUACAUUCCCAUCCAAAGAGUAAUUUGCAAUGAGUAUGUUAGUGGCUUGAUCUCCAAGUGGACCUUGUAUAGACUGAUAAUGGUGAGGGAAGCACAGGCAUUGCUAAAGGGAAGCUAACAGUGCAUCUUUGUAGCUCUCAGACUUUUCCAAUACUUGCUCAACCUUGGUUUUUCAAGAUAAUACGAGAUGUAAGGAGAUCUGAAUCAAAUGGAGUUUCACGAACUUUUGAGGUGACCCCAAGGAUGCAAUUUGCUGUUUUCAAUAAUCAGAAGGAUGCUUAAAGUGUGAAUAUCAUAGUUUCAGGAAUGGGGUUAUAAGCAACGAUUAAGAGAUGGGAACAAACACUUUGAAGUGUCUUUGGUCUAUUUUUCGAAAGGUAAGAUCAGCUAUUGUAUUCAUGUAUUACCCUAUUAAAGCAAAUGAUUUGAUUUGCUUUUGAAAAAAAAGCACUAUUCAUUGUGUUAGUUUGCUUUUCACCUUACUUUCUCUGGAACUCGAUUGCAGGCUGUGGUUAAUGAAUCUGAUUGAAUAUUAUCAAGACAAACCCACCCCACACCCAUAGGAAACAAAGAUCAUCGCUGAAAAAUAGAUAUUUGUUCAGUUUUUGCAUCCUGACAUGUCAAAAUUUUAUGAAGUGUCAACUUGCAUAUGUUUGCACCGUAUAUUUCUUACUUUCAAUGUUGUUAAUUGUUGUAGGCUCGAAGGCUAUAAUUCUGUGACCUUGUUUUGAACUACUAUCUUAUUGAACCAUAAGAAGAACCAUGUAUACUCCAUGACCAAACUAUCAUAAGAGGAUUUCAUGUAUUGUAGUUUCCUUUUGUACUUCUCUGGCAUUUUUGGGUUUAAUGUCAAUAAAUUUUCUUACAAAAAUGUUUUUAAAAAUCAUGGUUUCUGUUAUUGAUAACCAAAAUUACACUCUUUUCUGUUUUAAUUUUAUCAUUCAUAUACAAUAUGUUUAUGGUAGGAAUUUGUCUCAGGCGGUGGCCAUUAUUAGAUCCGCUGCCUGUUAUAUAAUUAAACUUCAGGCAUUGAGUACAACAAAUACCACCUGAAAACAAAUUUCUACCCCUUAGACUCCAUUUUACCAGAUGAGUAUGAUACAACUAGCUAAAUUGAUUAAAAACUAGCAUAUUGUAUCCUUCUGUCAAUUACUCCACAAGCUUUGUAUCAUAUGUUCAAGAGAGUAAAAUCUGUUUUGUGUCUUGGA